Ochotona curzoniae (black-lipped pika) is the source of this 1284-nucleotide messenger RNA. It is a transcript of the gene TINAG, whose product is annotated as tubulointerstitial nephritis antigen. Gene Ontology annotation, biological process: proteolysis. Gene Ontology annotation, cellular component: lysosome. The record is from RefSeq and is a predicted model, not a curated record. NCBI's taxonomy places the organism in Eukaryota, Metazoa, Chordata, Mammalia, Lagomorpha, Ochotonidae. Gene Ontology annotation, molecular function: cysteine-type peptidase activity.
AUGUGCAACCUAUGUAAGUUCUUCAUCUUCUUUUACCUUACCACAGAAAUUUGGACACAGAAGUUGUAUUUAUCUCGAAGAAAAGCAGACCUGGGAGUUUAUUUCUCUAGGAAUCACACCGCUGUGGAAGGUAUUCGUUUCAAAAGAUCCAUUUUUCAAGGGCAAUACUGUAGAAGCUUUGGUUGUUGUAAAGACAGAAAUGAUGAUUGUGUCACUGAGUUCUAUGAGGCAAAUGCAUUGUGCUACUGUGAUAAAUUUUGUGAAAGGGAUAUCUGCCCUGAUUACAAAUCCUUUUGCCAUGAAGAGAAAGAAUUGCCACUUCACACUCAGUCUUGGAAUCCAGAAGGCAGGUUUCGGGGCAGAUGGACAGCACAGAACUACAGCCAAUUCUGGGGAAUGACGUUGGAAGAAGGUUUCAAAUUUCGCCUUGGCACCUUGCCACCCAGCCCCAUGCUCCUGAGCAUGAAUGAGAUGACAGCUUCUUCACCUGCAAGAACUGAUCUUCCCGAGUUCUUUGUUGCUUCCUAUAAGUGGCCUGGAUGGACUCAUGGGCCAUUGGACCAAAAAAACUGUGCCGCAUCCUGGGCAUUUUCCACUGCAAGUGUGGCAGCUGAUUGAAUAGCAAUUCAAUCGAAUGGUCGAUACACAGCCAAUUUGUCUCCUCAGAAUUUAAUCUCUUGCUGUGCCAAGAACCGUCAUGGAUGCAACAGUGGAAGUGUCGCUAGGGCUUGGUGGUACCCGAGAAAACGUGGACUUGUUUCCCAUGCAUGCUAUCCACUUUUCAAGGACCAAAACAUCGCCAAUAAUAGCUGUGCCAUGACAAGUAAGGCUGAUGGGAGGGGAAGACGUCAUGCCACAAAACCAUGCCCCAAUAACAUGGAGAAGUCCACCAGGAUCUACCAGUGUUCUCCUCCAUAUACAAUCUCCUCCAAUGAAACUGAGAUAAUGAGAGAAAUACUGCAAAAUGAACCAGUUCAAGCAAUAAUGCAAGUCCAUGAGGAUUUCUUCUAUUAUAAGGCAGGAAUAUACAGACAUGUUGCCAGCUCAAACAAAGAAUCAGAAAAAUACCGAGAACUUCGCACACAUGCAGUCAAACUCAUUGGGUGGGGCACACUGAAAGGAGCGCGAGGACAGAAAGAAAAAUUUUGGAUUGCUGCCAACUCCUGGGGAAAGUCAUGGAGAGAGAAUGGCUAUUUUAGGAUUCUUCGAGGAGUAAAUGAGUCUGACAUUGAAAAGUUGAUUAUUGCAGCUUGGGGCCAACUGACAAGUUCAGAUGAAGCAUAA